Molecule: messenger RNA, 905 nt
Organism: Rubroshorea leprosula
Lineage: Eukaryota; Viridiplantae; Streptophyta; Magnoliopsida; Malvales; Dipterocarpaceae
Source: the annotation of a GenBank genome assembly
UAAUUAACUUUCAUUUCAUCAUCUUCUUCUUUCUCCUCAUCCUCAGCCUCAUCCUCGACAUCAUCAUCUCACCGUUUACCUUCUUCACCAUUCUCUUCGCCAUCCUUCUCAUCAUCUUCACCAUCCUCUUCUUGUUCAUCAUCUUGGUUCCUCAUGGAACUCGAUGCUAGGUUUUCCUCUUGUUCAUCUUGGUUCUUUGCAGAACCCAGAUUUGGGUUCCGUGAGGAACCCAACCCGGUGUUGGGUGGUGGAACCUAACCCGGUGCUAGGUUUCUUGAGGAACCCAGUUCCUUGAGGAACUCAAUUUUGGGUUCCUGGGUUCCCGGGUUCCCUGAAGAACCUAGGUUCGGGGUUCUUCGAGGAACCUAGAUCUGGGUUUUGUGAGAAACUCGGUUCUGGGUGCCUCGACGAAUCCAGAACCUAGGUUAUGCAAGGUUUAUUGAAGAACCCAGUUUCUGGGUUCCUGGGUUCCUUGAAGAACCUAGGUUUUGGGUUCUUCAAGGAACCCAGAUCUGGGUUUCGUGAGGAACCCAGAUCUGGGUUUUGUGAAGAACCCAGUUCUGGGUUCCUGGGUUCCUCGAAGAACCCAGGUUCUGGGUUUCGCGAGGAACCCUUGACGAACCCAGAACCUAGGUUACGCGAGGUUCCUUGAAGAACCCAGUUUCUGGGUUCCUCGCGGAACAAACUCUAGCAUUUCUUCCAGUAAUUUCACAAUUUCACUUCAUUUCCAUAGCUUUGAGCACGAAAUUCAUAUUCUUGGUGAUUGGUUUGACCAAUUUUGAAGUUUGGGAUGGUAAAGCUAGUUUUUCUUUGCUCUGUUUCUUUAGCUUCUUGCUUUGUUUGGUUGUUGAGAAAAUAUUUCUAAUCCCCUUUUUUUUUUCUUUCCGUAGAAAGUUGUUUCAUUU